Molecule: messenger RNA, 1350 nt
Organism: Aspergillus ibericus CBS 121593
Lineage: Eukaryota; Fungi; Ascomycota; Eurotiomycetes; Eurotiales; Aspergillaceae
Product: glycoside hydrolase family 76 protein
Exons: 3
Coding region: 1-1350 (449 amino acids)
Biological process (GO): fungal-type cell wall biogenesis; carbohydrate catabolic process
Molecular function (GO): mannan endo-1,6-alpha-mannosidase activity
Source: RefSeq, a predicted model, not a curated record
AUGCAUCCCCUAUGGCACCUCCUCUUCCUCAUCGUGGCUGUACAGGCCAUCGAUCUCGAUCUCGAUGACCCAGCCUCCACCAAAACAACCCUCCACACCCUCGCCACCCAAAUGCUAACCCACUACACCGGCAACCUUCCCGGCGACAACCCAGGCAACCUCCCAGACCCGUACUACUGGUGGGAAGCGGGCGCCAUGUUCACCGCUCUCAUCGACUACUGGUACCUCACCUCCGACACCACCUUCACCAACCUCACCCUCCAAGCCCUAACCUGGCAAUCCGGCCCCAGCGGCUCCUUCAUGCCCGCCAACCAAACCCGCACCGAAGGCAACGAUGACCAAUCCUUCUGGGCCUUCGCGGCCAUGUCUGCCGCCGAGCGAAACUUCCCUGACCCUCCACCUGAACUAGGUGUCCCCGGGUGGCUAGGUAUGGCGCAGGCGGUAUUCAACACACAAGCUGCCAGAUGGGAUACGGGGACCUGUGGAGGUGGAUUACGAUGGCAGAUCUUUACGUUUAAUGAGGGGUGGAUGUAUAAGAAUACGAUUUCCAAUGGGUGUUUUUUUAACCUGGCGGCCAGGUUGGCGCUGUAUACGGGAAACGGGACGUAUAUGGAGUGGGCGGAGAGGGUGUGGAACUGGACGGAGGAGGUGGGGUUCGUGACGGAUGAGUAUCGGUUUUGGGAUGGCGCGGAUGUGGAGAGUGCGUGUAGGGAGUGGAAUCGCGUCGAGUGGACGUAUAAUACCGGGGUUUAUUUGUUGGGGGCGGCGGUUAUGUAUAAUUUGACGGAAUCCCCCACCUGGCGCACCCGAACGCAAGGCAUCCUCAACGCGAGUCUCGUCUUCUUCCAAAACGACGUGAUGUACGAACGAGCCUGCGAAACAAUAAACACCUGCGAAGUCGACCAACGAGCCUUCAAAGGGUUCCUGGCGCGAUGGAUGGCCGCCACGACGCAAAUGGCCCCGUUUACAUUCGACCAGAUCAUGCCGAAAUUACGAACCUCGGCGAAAGCCGCCGCGGAAACGUGUACCGGGGGGGCAAGCCACGCGGCGUGUGGGUUGAAAUGGACGGAUCGGAAAUGGGACGGGAUGGAUGAUGUGGGGAUUCAGUUGGCCGCGUUGGAGGUUAUACAAUCGACGUUGAUUAGUCGGGUGGAUCCCCCUGUCACGCAGGAUACUGGGGGCACGAGUCGCGGGAAUCCCGGGGGUGGGGAGCCGGGACCGCCGGUGGGGGAGGUGCCGGAGGGGUUGAGGAUUGAGAUUACGGGCGCGGAUCGCGCGGGGGCGGGGUUGGUGACGGCGCUGUUGGGGGUGAUUGUGCUGGGGUCGACGGGGUGGUUGGUUUACGAGUGA